AUGGAAGACAUCCAUUUGUCAAGUACUAAAAGCCCAGGUCCCGGGGCGUACAAUACGGUCGAACAGUCGAUAUACAAGACGCUAAGUCCCCAUUGGACCUUGGUCAGUCGACAGCCACCGCCGUCUGAUGGCACACUCAAACCUCCGCCAAACGCCUACGAUCCACACAUGGUAAAGCGUUCAUUGAAAAGUUUGACAACUAAUUUUUACCUACAACAUUGA
Molecule: messenger RNA, 222 nt
Organism: Protopolystoma xenopodis
Lineage: Eukaryota; Metazoa; Platyhelminthes; Monogenea; Polystomatidea; Polystomatidae
Source: the annotation of a GenBank genome assembly